UUCACUUCAUUGUUAGAACUGAACCAAGAGCAUGGAUUCAGGAUUUGCUUCCUUGACCUACUAAAAGGGAAGACUUUAGAACAAUAUAAUGGCUCCUGAUGAAACCAAAAUCAUGAAUCCUGCCCAAAGAGUUGUCAGAAAGAUUAAAGCGGCAACACUAGUUUCCAGCUUAACGAGAGGUUGGCAGCAAUGGGCAUCAGAGCACUCAACAAAGCAAGCUCAAGAACCUUCAGGUUGGGCUCCGGGUGGAGAUGAAGAUGUUUCUGGAAAUCUCAAAUCAACCUUGGAAAAGAAAAGCAGCCCUACCAUUGUUAUUGAACCUAACAAAGUAGCCGACAAUCCAUCAGAAGAUAUUGACCAGACACAUAUAAAAACCAAAGCUGUGACCAAAAGUUUUUCAAGCAAAGCUCAAGAAAGAGGAACAGACAUUGGUUCAUUGACUGAGAAGUAUGAAAAAGAGCCCUGCACGCAAAUACACAGUAACUAUGAUGACUCGAGUGUGGACAAGUUACUGCAAGGUCAAGUAUCUCCAACUAGGAGAAGGAAAUGCUCCAAUCUGGUGUCGCAACUCACUAAAGGCUGGAAGCAAAUGGAAAACGAUGCCGAAGAACCACAGGAAGCUUCAAGGGUUUUACCAAAACUUUCUGAAUGUCGAAGUGAAAGUCUGGAAACUGAAGACAGUGGCUAUGGAGAAAAUGAGGGAGACACGAAGACAGACUUGGAAAAGAAGCUGGAUCUUACAGAAGAGAAUGACGAAGACACGGCCAGGAUUAAACGCUCCUCUAAUUCUCUGAGCAACAAGGCUAUAGGAGAACUUCAGAGCAUCAAUAAAGCCUACAAAAGAUAUAGCCCUGUGAAUAACAUCAAAGGGAAAUGGGAGAACUGGUCUGGGGAACAUGUUCUGACCCAGAAGCUGAAUCCUUUCAGUGAUGACUAUGACCAUAAAUUUGCAAUGUCCACACGAUUACAUAAGGGCGAUGAAGGCUAUGGACGCCCGAAGGAAGGAACCAAGACUGCUGAGAGGGGCAAGAGGGCAGAGGCACACAUACAUCGGGAGAUGAAAGACCUUUGUUUCGUCAUUUCAACAAUGGCCCAACCAGGCAAAUACGGAAAGGUCUGCGUCACCUUUGGAGAACUGUUUGAUAGAUAUGUACGGAUUUCAGAUAAAGUGGUCGGUAUCCUGCUGCGGGCUAGAAAACAUGGAAUGGUGGAUUUCCCAGGAGAAAUGUUGUGGCAGGGUAGAGAUGACCAUGUGAUAAUAACCUUAUUGUAGCCGGGUUAGGAUUCCAGAGUACCAUAAGUUUUCCAUUAGAUGGUUCUAUAUCUCAUUCUCAGACAUUACUAAUCAAGAGAUAAUAGUCUUCAUCAUGGUUGGUGCAACUCAAUCACCCACAGGGCACAAAUUCAUAUCUAUUUCAGAAAAAAAUUGCACAGACAAACUUUAACCUAUAUGAUAUAAAGGCACCUUGAUUAGACUUUAGAGGGGUUCUCCCAUUGCAACAACUUAUCCUCUAUACACAGAAUAAGGGAUAAGUGUCCGAUUGGUGGACCUCCAACUACUGGGGAAGCUUAUGACCACGAGAAAGCAGCCUGUGUUCCCCCAUUUCAACGGAGAAGCCUGUGUGGGGAAGUACAAGCCCCAUUCUCAGAACCAGCAAGGGCUCCAGCAGUCAGACCUCCAAUCAGACACGUGUUCCCUAACCUGUGGAUAGGGGAUACGUUGUUGUGAUGGGGUCACCUCUUUAAAGGGCUUGUCUAUAUGAUAUACUGUAUUGUACGGUGCUGUUUGUCAGCCACAAUGACUAAAAUUGGUAUGAGUUGCAGUACCAGGAUAGGGUGAAAAACUGUUAUUUUUUUUCCUUCCUGUUUCUUAACUGUUUUUUACUAGAGCAGGGGUGGCCAACCUGCGGCUCUCCAGCUGUUGUAAAAAUACAAUUCCCACCAUGUCCUGCUGUAGGCAGUCUGGUCAUG
Messenger RNA from Bufo gargarizans (Asiatic toad), 1971 nucleotides. It is a transcript of the gene ABRA, whose product is annotated as actin binding Rho activating protein. Lineage: Eukaryota; Metazoa; Chordata; Amphibia; Anura; Bufonidae. Gene Ontology annotation, molecular function: actin binding. Gene Ontology annotation, cellular component: sarcomere. The record is from RefSeq and is a predicted model, not a curated record. Gene Ontology annotation, biological process: positive regulation of transcription by RNA polymerase II; positive regulation of Rho protein signal transduction.